Molecule: messenger RNA, 1560 nt
Organism: Penicillium atrosanguineum
Lineage: Eukaryota; Fungi; Ascomycota; Eurotiomycetes; Eurotiales; Aspergillaceae
Exons: 3
Coding region: 1-1560 (519 amino acids)
Source: RefSeq, a predicted model, not a curated record
AUGGCGGUAGCUACUGAAGCAUCGUUACUGGACUGCGAGAUGUCCAUCAAAACUAUCCGCCUUGAGAAGGAGUACGAAAAGUCUCUUGCGGACUCCGCACGCCUUCUGGAUGCUGAAAAGGAUCGCGUUCGGCGCAUGGAACAGCUACUACUCCAAUUUGAGAGUGAAACGCUGCGAUCACAGCUCGAUCGAGCUCAUGAGCAACUACUUGUAACCACUCAGGCGGAGUCCGAGGCGUGCCUUCAACUGGACGAAGCUUACCAGGAAAUUGAUCGCUUGGAUCUUCACGUGCAAAGCUCAUUAAAGGAAGUCGAGAAGCUGAAGCAGCAGGGCGAACUGUCGACCUUGAAUAACACUUCGACCGGUUACAAUACUCUCCUUACCGAAAAGCUCCACCUGUCCCGAGAUAUUUCCCAUUUCGAAUCCGAAAUCAAACGGCUCAAAUCACAGAACAACUCCCACCAAGCGCUUGUUGCGGAGAAGCAUGAGAUGGAACGGCAAUUGAAUUCGUUGGAAAUUCAGCUCGAGAACGAAAAACAUGCCCACGAACGUACACGAGCGAAAAGCACUCAGCAGGCAACUGAGAUUGACAGGCUUUCGGCUCGAAUCGAUGAUUUGCAGAGCGAACUCACCAAAGAAUUGCACGCAAAGCAACAGCACGAACGCGAAAACCAACAGCAAAGUGUGGGAUGGGAAAGCCAGCGGUCAGUGCUCGAGGGAAAGGUUGAUACGUUGAAGAAGCAGCUCCGAUCAGCCAAGGACAAGCUACAAGAAACUCAGCAGGAGUUGCAGCAAAGACGAAUAAAUAGCAUGAGCAACGAGGGUGAUGGUACUGAGUCGAGAUCACGGGCCGUUCCUCUCCAGCGUCCUGGCCCAAGUGCGGAUUAUCAUAGUGGUGUGACAAUUGCAACGCCCGGGGCCGUCCGAGUGAAGGAAAAGAGCCAAAAGCCAUCCGCAUUGCCUGGCGAGAAAUCAGUGUUUUCCAUUACGCCCUUUUUGAACCGGACCGGUGGCCCGACGAAAGAUUCACCGAGUAGUUCGGAAGCAGAAGAAGAUCCCAUGGAUGUUACGUUGGACGAAUCAAAUGCUUCAUUCCGCAAAGCCCGGGCUAUCGAUGAGCCAAGUGGCAUUGAUGCCGCUUUGGAUGACAGACCUGGUCCCACACAGGCCCCACCUCCUAAAGCUAGAGCAGGAAAACUCAAGACAAAGGCGCGCGACGCAAAGCCUGCCGCGCCGAGACCGACACAUGGAUCUAAAAAAUCCGGCAUAGAACAUGCCGAUAUGUCUGACGACGCCAUUGAUCCAUUUAUUGAACAAGGACAGGCCAAGCCAAGGAAGCGCAAGCUCGGGGCUCAGCGAGAUCGAAACCUGUUCGAGGGGGAUGAAGAAGAGGACAUGUUGGACAACAGAAAGCCGGGACGCAAGGUUGGCCUGGGAGCAGGUCGAAAUUCUGUGCUCGCGACAACCGCUAUCUCCAGUACCGCAGCUGGUGACCGAGGACCCCGUGCCCUUGGAUUUGGAGGAUUUUCUCCCCUUAAGCGCGAUCGCAAGCGACUAUAG